Molecule: messenger RNA, 2705 nt
Organism: Cervus elaphus (red deer)
Lineage: Eukaryota; Metazoa; Chordata; Mammalia; Artiodactyla; Cervidae
Gene: MBP
Product: myelin basic protein
Exons: 9
Coding region: 16-1410 (464 amino acids)
Biological process (GO): myelination
Cellular component (GO): cell periphery; neuronal cell body; compact myelin
Molecular function (GO): structural constituent of myelin sheath
Source: RefSeq, a predicted model, not a curated record
AGGGGCGUGGAGCAGAUGCUAUCGCAGGUCCCUCCCCGCGCUCGGGCGGGGUGGUUCGAGGCUCAGCCGCGAGCGGAGGCUCUAGAGCCGCAGUUCAGCCCGGGCCGGAGUCCGCGCCGCCCAGGGCAGCCCCGCGCGGGGCCCGCGUGCACACGGAGCCCGCGAGGCGGAGCCGCCGGGGGGUGGUCGGCGCGCGGGCGGCAGGUGGGCGGCCCGGCUCCCGUCGGCCGUGUUUACCUGGCUCGCAGGAAGCCCGGGAGGCGGGGGAGGAGCGGCGGGCGCGCCCGGCCCUCGGAGCAGCCGCCAGACUGCGCCGCCGCGCCAGCGAGGACGAGCCUGCGGCCCCGGCGACCCGCAGCCCCGACCCCGAAGGCGGCGCCGGCGCUCCGGGACCCCGCGCGCUUGGGGCCCGGGCGGCGGGAGGCGGCCCGGACCCCGCGGCGCCCUCGGCCUUGGAGAGAGGAUCGCCGCGCGCAUCUGAAGACCUCGGGCCUCAGGAUGGGGAACCACUCAGGGAAGCGGGACUUCGGUGCCGAGAAGGGCAAUAAGGAUAGUGAAACUAACAGAGGAGAAUAUGAAAAGAAGAGAAACACACGUGACCUUUCCCGGGAGAUCUCAGAAGACAGUGAUGUGUUUGGAGCGGCAGAUGUGGUCCCGAACAAUGGGGCCCCCUCGCAGGACACAGCGGUGACAGACUCCAAGCGCACAGCGGGCCCGAAGAAUGCCUGGCCCGAGGCCAGCCCAGCUGACCCGGGGGGCCGCCCCCACCUGGUCCGCCUCUUUUCCCGAGAUGCCCCGGGCCGGGAGGACAACACCUUCAAAGACCGGCCCUCGGAAUCAGACGAGCUCCAGACCAUCCAGGAAGACAGUGCGGCCGCUCCCGGGGCGGUGGACGCGAUGGCGGCCCAGAAGAGACCCUCCCAGAGAUCCAAGUACCUGGCCUCAGCGAGCACCAUGGACCACGCCAGGCACGGCUUUCUCCCCAGACACAGAGACACGGGCAUCCUCGACUCCCUUGGCCGCUUCUUUGGCACGGACAGGGGUGCGCCCAAGCGGGGCUCAGGCAAGGAUGGACACCACGCGGCCAGAACCACCCACUAUGGCUCCCUGCCCCAGAAGGCGCAGCACGGCCGGCCCCAAGACGAAAAUCCCGUAGUGCACUUCUUCAAGAACAUCGUGACACCCCGCACACCUCCUCCAUCGCAAGGAAAGGGGCGAGGACUGUCCCUCAGCAGAUUUAGCUGGGGGGCUGAGGGCCAGAAGCCAGGAUUCGGCUAUGGAGGCAGAGCAUCUGACUACAAAUCGGCUCACAAGGGACUCAAGGGGCACGACGCCCAGGGCACGCUUUCCAAAAUCUUCAAGCUGGGAGGACGAGACAGCCGUUCUGGGUCCCCGAUGGCUAGACGCUGAAGCCCAGCUCCCCUCCCGGAACCCCGUCCCCAGCUUCUUAAUACAACCGCCUCAACGCUAACCAUUGUCUAAAUUACCUAGUGCAGCCGGCGUCCCCCUCAACCCUGGCCACACGUGCGUCCUGCGGGCUCCUGGCCAGCGGCUCGAUAGCGAAGACGGUGCAGCUGUCAGCUCCCCCUUGGAGACCAGCGAGGUCCCCGAGCGUCCAGGACGGGCGACCCUCCACGCCCGCUUUCUGCCCUGGGACCCUGCUGGGGGACGUGGCCGCCGGACCCCCACCCAGGGUGUGGAGACCGACCUGUGGCUCUGAGCUUCCUUUGGUUUCUUUCCCGCCUCCUCUCACCUCCUAAAGCGCUUCCUUUCCUAACCCAUCUCAGUGGAGCGGCUUCGCGGCGGAGCUUUGGUAUGUGGCAGGCGGGCGGGCAGCUGGGAGUGUCCCAUGUGGUGGCCGCGGCUCACACCCCGGAGGAGCCGGAUCGGCGCGUGCGGAGAAGGGACGCGGGGCGGACUCGGCCGGGCCUCGGGGGUCCCGCGACGGCGCAGGCGCGCGGGGACCGCAGCGGCCCCCCGACGACCUACUUCCUACGGAGCCCGGCUGGAGGGCGGAGGCGGCGCAGCUCAGAGCGGUGGCAGGACGUUCCGGGAGCCUCGCGGUGGCCGCAGCCAUCGCGAGCGCGAAGGUGACAGGUGGCGUGCUCGGCACGGCGGUGCGCACAGCGAACACUAACCCCAGGGGAGAGAGAACCACCCCACCCGCUUCCUCCUGGAAACCCACUGACCCGUACACGCGCUUUUCCCGAAUCACUGCCGGACUGGGCGCCGGCCCCAGCGAGGACCGGGAGGGGUCCUCCAUCCCACUCUUUUCUAACCCGAGCUGACAUCUCCCGUGCUCCCCCCAUAACCUACUGAUUCCCACCUUUUGAUUUCAGCAUCUCUCCCACCAGCCCCCCACGAAGUCCCCACACUGGCGUCACAACCCCCCUUAGGAUGAAAAUGAGGAAUAGUCAAUAUAAUGCCCAAAUGCGGCCCUUUAAUCCCCUUCUAAUUCUGAAUAUUUCGCAUGGGUUUAAUAUAAUGUCUAUUAAUACAUAGCCUCAAUGAUGAGAGGGUAAGAAAAAAAAUUCAGAAACAAAAUCUCCAAAUUGCUCGACACACACACUGCGUCUUUGAGCUGGUUGUGACUGAGUGACCUCCAUUCAUGGCCACACCCAACAAUGAGAGCUGUGACCAUGGGUCUCAAGGAAAGUAUGCACUGUUCUUGAAUAUUGAAAUAAAGUAAUACACUUUUAAUGAUA